Molecule: messenger RNA, 8213 nt
Organism: Danio rerio (zebrafish)
Lineage: Eukaryota; Metazoa; Chordata; Actinopteri; Cypriniformes; Danionidae
Source: RefSeq, a predicted model, not a curated record
CAUAGUAGAGUGCGUAAUUUCUCUCCGCUCCUAGCGUAAGUAGACCAGUCCAUGUUUUUGCAAAGCCUCUCUCCAUCCAACCUCAGCCUCAAAGCCCUGAAAAUACCCAGUAGCCUACCAAAAGGCAUCCAGAACCAGAGGAGGAGCAGAGAUAUUCACUGAGAAACCUCCAUCCCCGUGCGAUCUCCUCUAACGGGAGAACUGAAGCGAUGGCGGGUUGCGCGGAGGAUUUGUGGAUUUUUGCUUGACACGCGCCAGAAUCUUCUGCUGGAUUAGUUGUUUGGUUUAUUUAUGGGGGAUUUUCAUUUACCUGCUGAAAAAUGCCUUUUGCCAAACGGAUCGUUGAGCCCCAGCUGCUGGUUAGACAUCCCAUCCCUAAUGAUGAAGGGUUACUGUUCGAGGAUCUGUGCUCCAUCACCAAUGUGGCUCUAUCCCGGACCCUGCGGCAGCUCUCCGACCUGUCCAAACACGCUUGCUCCUUAUUUCAGGAGCUUGAGAACGAAAUAGUGUCCACAAACCAACGGGUUUGGGCUUUGCAGAACAAAAUAGGCAAAAUUCAGCAAACCGCCAGUGCGCUGGAUCCAAAAAUGGAGGCUGUGCGUUUCAGGAGCAUCUCUAUAGCGGUCUCGAAUCUGGACAUUGAGAGUAAACUGACGUCGCACUAUCAGGCUCCAUGGCAUCAGCAACACAAUCUGUUCCACACUUGCACACGGCCAGCGUGUCUGGAGGAGCUGCACCGACAUGCCAAGCUCAACCUGCGGGCGCUGCACAGAGACCAGCAGCAGCGUCAGCGUUCAACCAGCAGAGAGCGCAGUCGGGUCACUAUAUCAAUAUCUGUGGCACCGCCAAUGCCAACCUUCCCUUCAACUCACAAACUCAGACGGCGAGAGCAGAGAGGUCGACAUUCACGCAUGGAGAGGAGCGUUAGAGAGAGUGAUGUGCAAACUAUCCAGAGGAAGGAGAGACCAGCCAAGGAUUCUGAAUUCAAACCUGUCCUCAGAAAGUAUCAGCGCUCCCGCUCCCCCUCCCCUGUUCAGUGUUGUUACUUCAUUCCCUGGAUUAGAAAGGCUGGAACCAACACAGAAACGGAUGGAGAACUACAAGUGAUGAGCCAUAGGCCUAAAUGUCCUGUUCCCAAUGCACCUACCACCCUGGACAAACAGACUAACUGGUCUAAAGCCCUGCCUCUUCCCACUCCAGAAGAAAGAAUAAAGAAUGACUCUCAAGUGAUUUCAUCCUGUAUCAUUCCAAUAAAUGUUUCGGGUGUUGGAUUUGACAGAGAAGCCAGUGCUCGCUGCUCUCUUGUUCACUCGCAAUCGGUUCUACAGAGACGGCGGAAACUCAGGAGGCGAAAAACGAUCACUGGGAUCCCCAAACGAGUUCAACAAGACAUGGAUUCUGACGAAUCCCCUGUUGCUAGAGAAAGAACAGUGAUAAUCCACGCCAAUCCACACAAGUCCCACGAGUGGCAUGAGGAGCUCUCCUUGAGUGGCAGAGUAUUGCAUACUAAGGAUUCGGGCUGUCAGACAGAUGACUUCUUGAUUACUGCUCCAUCCCGAAGACGCAUCCGUGCCCAAAGAGGUCAGGGAAUUCCAGCGUCUCUCUCUCACUCCACUGGAAACAUUACCUCCCUCCCGGAUCGUUCUGAUACGGUUUAUGCUGCAGCAUCAGCCACUCGUGUCCGUUCUAGGAGCCUUCCACGUGAGGGUGGUCGGCUUCUGGAUGAGGACCAAGAUGACAGUGAUGAUGAUGAUGAUGAAGAUGAUGAUGAAGAUGAUGAAGAGGAAGAUGAGGAGCUCUCUCCAUAUGAAGCCGAAGACUUCCUGCCAGGUCCCGGACAGAGAAUUCCAAAGGAUGAGGAAGAGAGUACUGACGACCAAGCCAUGCCAGAGCUACAGUUUGGAAGUCUUAAGCGUAUGCAGCAUUCAGAGAGCCCUGACCACACAUGGAUUGAGAGAGGCAGAUCCAGACUCCCACGGAAAGUAGACAUGGGGAGCUGUGAGAUUUCCUCUAGUUCAGAUACUUUCAGCAGCCCCAUACACUCUGCAUCCACUACAGGAGUGCUUGGCAGCCAGAUUGACCAUAAAGAGGAUCACCAGUCCUCAAGUGGCAACUGGAGUGGAAGCAGCUCCACUUGCCCAUCGCAGACAUCCGAGACUCUUCCACCUGCUGCCUCCCCUCCCUUGACGGGAUCCUCACACUGUGAUUCAGAACUUUCCCUGAAUACUGGGUCCCAUGUCAUAGAUGACAACACUGGUUUCAUAAUUGAUCCCUAUCACAUAGACAAGCCACAGGGACAGGGGCAACGAUCCAAUUCAUUUACCUCAUCAGCUACUGAUCAGAUGGAUGAUGCAGGGGUCAGCACUGCUAGUGAUGGGGAGUGGAACUGUGCCCAGGACCAGCAGGAUCAGUCCUGCACCCAAGACUUCAGCCCAAAGCGUUCCAGAGAGGAUGAGAGUGGUGUCAGCUGCCCUAGUUAUUCUAGUGGGGAAACUUACGAGAGCUUCAGUGACCAAGCAUCCGCUAGAAAAUCUGAGAUGCACUACAUUGUCGACACUGAAGGAUUCUAUUCCUCCAUGCACUUUGACUCUGGUCUUAAGGGUAGCAGAAGCUACUACAACUAUGCAGCCAUUGACCCCGACUGUGGCCCAAGUGGUAAUAUAGCACCUGGCAUGACUGAAUACCCUCAGCCAGAGUACAGAGCCACCAGGACACUGGGCAGACCCUGUCUCUCCUUAAGAAAACCAAAGGCCAAGCCACCCCCACCAAAACGUAGCUCUUCAUUAAAGGAAACAAGCAGUGAUGUGAACGUUCCAGAGCAGAACGAACCAAAGAUUACUUGUGAGUUGCCACUGCCCUUGUCUUCCAGGGAGAUGAAACUGCAGCUGGACUUGGCUGAUUCUGCAGGGCACCUUGAGACUGCAGGUCUUGAAUCACUUGGUGCAUGGGGAGUGGAAAAUGUUAGGGACAUGCUUGACUGCUCCUCCCCAUUCAGUUCCUCAGACACACAUUCCUUCAAAGAUGAAGGUGCUGUGCAAGCAGACUAUGCAGACCUCUGGCUUCACAAUGACUUGAAAUCAAAUGAUCCUUAUCGGUCCCUCUCUAACUCUAGCUCUGCUACAGGUACAACUGUUAUUGAAUGCAUCAAGUCACCAGAAAGAUCAGAAACGCACACCUGUCAACCCAGGUCCAGACCUUCUUCCCCAACUCUUCCUCCACCUGAAAGUGAAUUUAAGCUUGCUUCUCCCGAAAAGCUGGCAGGCUUGGCGUCCCCUUCCAGUGGAUAUUCCAGUCAGUCUGAAACACCUACAUCUUCCUUCCCCUCUGCUUUCUUCCCAGGGCCCCUGUCUCCAACCAGUGGGAAGAGGAAGCCCAAAGUCCCUGAAAGGAAGUCCUCACUUUGUUCCUUACAGCAGCAACAGCUUUCAGUCAGAGACCCAGGCAUUUCCUGUAGGAGAGAAACUGACUUCUAUGCCAUACCCCCAAGUCACCUUGACCUAAGUGCUCUUCACAGUAAGCACUUUCCUCACAGAAAUCAAAUGCACAUCCUCCACCAGAAUAAGCAGAAAGCUGCCAUAGCAGCAGCUGCUGCAGCAGAAGCUCGCAGUGCAGCAGCUGCUGCAGCAGAAGCUCGCAGUGCAGCAGCUGCUGCAGCAGAAGCUCGCAGUGCAGCAACUGCAGCCGCUGCUGCCGAGGCCUGCACUGCAGCUACAGCUUCUACUAAAGAGAGUGCAACAAAUACAGCACCCAUCUCAGCCCAUUUGGCUAUUACUCCAACGGUUCUUAGAUCAGUGCAACUGCGAUCUAUAUGUAGACCAUCUGAUGGCAACCAAGGGCUUGAUCAAGACAGUUCAAAUCUCAUAACUCGUCCUAAGUGUCCCACAAUAAUAACUGAUGCCCCAUCAUCUAGCAACAGGCACAACAGGAAGCCACCAGCCUACAAACCCCCUGCUGCACAGGUUUGUGAUUCACAGAUUCCACUGGUGGAAAACAUUGUUUUUCCACAAGAAGAAGUGAGAGUGAGACAGGAGAGGUUUGGUCCUGGUACUUACUGGGCAAUGACUGCUUUCAGAACUCCUGUGGACCCUAAUUGUGAAAAAGAAGUCUCUUUAAAAAGGUCAUCUCAGUGUUUUCAGCAAGAACAAGACAGCAGAAGGUGCCUAGAUGUGCAAAAGACAUUGUCACCAGAGAGACUAAAACAAGAUUUGAAUCAACUAUCGCGGCCAGACCCUUCAACACAGUCCAUGUGUUUGGCCAGCACAAUGCCACCCCCUGCUUAUAGUGAGAUACAGAGGAGCAAUUUUGUACUGUGCAACAGUCCUGACAAAGUGCCUGUUUCAACUCAAGAGGCAUCGCAUUCUUACACAAUCAGCGAUGUACAAGGCAGAGAGGAGGAUUAUGAGACAUCAGGUGUCGCAACCAGAAGUGCCUCACAGGACAUAAGGGAAGAAGAGUCAACCCCAGAUACAGAGGACUAUUUCAGUAAAGACUCUACUCCCAGUGAUAAUUCAUCCUCUCCUUUGACCGAUGACUCCAGACUUGAUGAUGAUGUUUUCCCAUCUCCCAAUAAACUCCGCACAACUGAAGAUCUUUUUGCUAUGAUACACAGAUCUAAAAGGAAAGUGCUGGGACGCAAAGAUUCAGGGGAAGUCAGUGGAAAAGGUCGGCCUGUUGUACCACCUGUGACCACCCCUGUAAGCAAUCCUACUGUAUGCCCGGUCAUCCCUGCUCCCCCAGUUCCUUCAAACAACUCCCAGCGAGCCUCAGGACCCAUCUACAGGAGUGCCAAAAAGUCUAGUACAUCCAGUGAGGAGUUCAAACUCCUUCUGCUUAAGAAGGGUAGUCGCACAGACUCAAGUUAUCGCAUGUCUGCUACAGAGAUCCUUAAGAGCCCCAUCACACCCAAGACUCAAGCAGAGCUGCUGUUAGAGGCCAUGAGGCAACCAGAGGAGAUCCCCUUACCCCAACUGGAUUCCACCAGCAGUGGAGAUCCACUUCCAAGUCCAUUCCCUAAGGCCAACAGUGAGGGAUUCUCCCCAAAAACACUCACCAUGUCAGCUGCCUCCAGACAAGGACGUUCUAGAAUUCCACCUGCAGCGAACAGCAGUCGCUAUAGCACGCGGAGUCGGCUGUACACUGCCCCAAUGCAGGCCAUAUCAGAAGGAGAGACUGAGAACUCGGAUGGAAGUCCACACGAUGACCGCUCCUCCUAGUGGUAUAAUCAUUUUUUAACCACUUAGCAAAAUGAUAAAUCUUUUUAUAAUAUGAAAACACUGAAAACUGUAUGAGAGUGCUGUACACAUGUUAUGAUCUACCUUUUCUCCCAUGCCAUUGAUUUCCUUAAGCUCCUUUUAUACUCUGUGGGUCAACUGAAAAUUUGGGCUUAAAUUACUGAAUGAUGUAUUGAUCAUCAAGGAAUGUUUUUAUUUUUAUCAUAGUCCCACACUUUUAUUCUCAGAAAAUUAUUUACUUGUCAUUCUUUGAAAAGGUGUUGAAAUGUUUUUUAAUAUAAAAGAAAUCAGUUCUUUUCCAUCAUACAUCACAAAUUUUCAUAACCAUGUCGAUGUUAAACUUUUCCGAGGACAAUCGCACCAUGGCCUUUCUUAGCAGGAUGUGCAAGGGGAAGGACUUCUGAGACAAAGAAAGCCAGAUAUGUUAUGAACAUAAUGGACUGGUUUGCAAAACCAUUGAUUCCUUUGCACUUAAAUUGGUUACCUUGAAAUAUACAACCUGGAUGUACUGUUAAAAAAAACAAGGAAAGCAAACAGAAAUAAUCCAGUUUUAGUUUAGAGUAAUGGAGCCUCUGUGGUGUGUGAGAGACUCUUCUUGCUGUUUGAAUCUUUGACAAACAGCACUCCAACAACCCUUUUACCCACGUACGACCUUUUCUUCAAAGACCCAAAUUGGGUUGUGUAAUUUUGUCACAUGUUUUCAGGUGUCAUCAUGUAUAAUUACUUAGCCAACCAACAUGGAAGAUUUUUAUGACCGCAGAAGAAACGAGGACUUUGGAGAAAAUUCACCUCAGUCUCCAUGUAUUCUGUGAAUACCUUUAAAAUCAAACAUACUGUUCCCUUCUACCGUUCACAGAUUCACUUUUAAAGUGAACCACUUCAGAGUUGGAGGUUUUCUCCGAGUUCAAAACUCAUAGGAAUUAGCUAGAUUUGUCAAGCCUACACUGUGCCACUGAAGGGAAGGUGACAAGCUGUGAAAAGAUUGAUUUUAUUUUAUUUUUUGAGUCAUCCGUCUCUGAUGAACGCUUUUUCACUGUGGUCGUCAUUUAGUUUCUUCAUCCUCUGUGUAGCAUGCAAUAAAACACUAGAACACGUCACAUGAUCUCCACCUAAAACGUGUUUCCACCUUCACUUGAAUUUGUUGAGUAUGUGCUAUGUUCAGUAAAUGUGUAAAAUGUAUAAGGUUUGCAGUUUUACAUCACUGUAUACACAGUUUGAGCUUUUUUUCCCUUAAGUGGAGGAAAUGGACAAUCUAAUCGAAUGAAGCACUAUUUGUGUAUAGUUGAGUUUUGAGAGAACGGAGUGCGGAAAAAGUGAUGAUAGAAUUAUAUUUAGAGAUUAAUGUAAAGCGAGUACUGGUUUAUAUCUGAAUCUCUGGGAUAUGGAUGAGAUGACUGCGAAGGGCCUGCAGUUUAAAGUUCAUUGCUCAUCUGUAUAUACAUGGAUGAUUGACUUAUGAUAUUUUUUUCUGGACUGUUGUUGGUUUGUCAUGUACUGUCACGUCUAAGAGGUUUGAGAAGUUGAUUCUUUUUAUUGUUUUAUACCAGUAGAGAAACCUUCCAGAAUAUUCUGAGACACUAACAGAACUAACAGAUAUUUUCUCAUAAAAUAGGAGCUGCAAUGUGCCACGUCUUAUUUCUCCUUUAAUACAACCCUGUGUGAAGGUUGUCGCAAUUAGCUUUGCUUUAUAAUUACAGACUUUUGGAAGUACAGACUACUUUUUCCCUCGUGUCCAUAUGCUAGAAUUAAAUCUAUGAAAUCUUCUUUUAGAUUGCAACGUUUAAUAGAAAAAAAAUAUUUUUAAUUAUGGGAUAUUUUAUCCAGAGACUUAUUUUGUUAAUAAAUUUGGGAAAGAAUAACGAUAAAGCUUUAUUUAAAUAAAAUAAGAAAACAUAUUUCAUAUCAGGGGUGUAUCAGCCGAUGAUGAAGAUACCGAACUUGUAAACAUUUCUAAUUAGCUGUAAACUUGCAUUCUGAACAAAUAAGCUAUACUAUAUGUUAUACAACUGUAGUUAAACAUUUUGGUGCUUUGAAUUCUUAUACCCAGGCCAUAAUCUGUCAUUGUUGCCAUCUUGGAGAAAGAAAAAAAAAGUCAUUUGAAAUCAUCGGUUUUCUUCUCAUAUUUUUCACUCUGUGGUUAUGGUGCAAAAGCAGUCAUGAAAACAACACUCGUGACAACUCGAAAAUCCAGAUAUGUAGCAAUGAAUAUGUCUUUUGCUUUAUUUUCAUAACACACAAAAGUAGCCACAUUUGCAGUACCAACCUAGUUCCAUGUAGUGAAGCUUACCAGUCGGUUUUGGCCUUAUUUGCAGAAUCUUCAAGAAAAGAAUUAAGGGAAAUCAAAAAAGUGGGUUGUCUGUAUAGUUAUUUUACCUCAACGCAGCUUUGGACUGUUUUAAACAGGUACACUAUACAUUAAUAAUGUUCAUAUCAAUAAAGAAAGGACAAACUGAAACAAAAAGACACUACACAGAAUAGUUGUACUUCAAAUAUCAAAAUCCAUCUUGGAAUAUUUCUCCAUUUUACACGUUUCUAGACACAUUUUACUGAAUUACUCUGCAUUAACGGAGAAGCACAGUCUGUUUUGCCAAAGGGUUUCAAACAUGUACGGAUGCGAAGUAAUUACAAAUUGUGAUAAGCUAAUUGAUGGGCAGAUAAAAAUGAGGGUUAAAGUGAAAAUGUCUAGAGACAAGAUGCAUCUCAUUUUGUAUUUUUGUAUAAACAUGUACAUAUGAUCUUUUUAAAAAUGAAAAAAGAGAAAAGAUACAAUUGUUUCAUUUUGUAAAAUGUUUUAAAAGUUUACAUUAAUUCCAAGCCUUUGUAUAUUUUUGAGCUGUGCGACUCUCUCGGUCCUUUUAUUUAUUUUUUAGUAAACAUUGUGGGAACUCCAUUGUAAAUUUGAACCAUUUCUUGCCAGCUCAAGUGACUGCUUAGUAACUGUGCAUAGAGAAAGCCAAUAAAUGUGACUGCAUUGAAAAAUAA